Gracilinanus agilis (Agile Gracile Mouse Opossum) is the source of this 1641-nucleotide messenger RNA. It is a transcript of the gene LPCAT1, whose product is annotated as lysophosphatidylcholine acyltransferase 1. The transcript is spliced from 14 exons. Gene Ontology annotation, molecular function: calcium ion binding. Lineage: Eukaryota; Metazoa; Chordata; Mammalia; Didelphimorphia; Didelphidae. The record is from RefSeq and is a predicted model, not a curated record. Bases 1 to 1641 code for a protein of 546 amino acids.
AUGAGGUUGGUCCAGAGAUGCCGGUCCCCUUCUUCCUCCCUCUCCUCUUCCUCCUCCUCCUCCCCUGGGGCGGCGGUGGGGGCGGGGGGCGGUGAGAAGCAGGGACUGGCCCCCCCUGGGAAGAAUCCCUUCGUACACGACCUGCGCUUCACACCGUUGCAGAAAGUCCAGAUUGCCUUCAUGACUUUGACCCUGUUUCCAAUCCGACUUUUAUUCGCUGCAUUUAUGAUGUUAUUGGCCUGGCCAUUUGCGUUUGUUGCUUCUUUGGGAUCUGCUGAGAAAGAACUUGAAAAGCCCCUGGCUUUAUGGAGAAAGGUAGUGGACUUUCUGUUGAAAGCCAUCAUGCGGACAAUGUGGUUUGUUGGUGGAUUUCACUGGGUAACCGUAAAGGGCAGACAGGCCUUACCAACGGAAGCGGCGAUCCUGACUCUAGCCCCACAUUCCUCCUACUUUGACGCCAUUCCUGUAACGAUGACCAUGUCUUCUAUUGUGAUGAAGGCAGAAAGCAGAAACAUUCCAAUAUGGGGAACUCUGAUAAAAUAUAUACGACCAGUAUUUGUAUCCCGAUCUGACCAGGAUUCUCGAAGAAAAACUGUUGAAGAAAUAAAGAGGCGUGCACAGUCAAAUGGCAAAUGGCCACAGAUAAUGAUAUUCCCAGAAGGAACUUGCACUAACAGGACCUGCCUCAUUACCUUCAAGCCUGGUGCUUUUAUUCCUGGUGUUCCUGUUCAACCUGUAGUUUUACGAUAUCCAAACAAACUGGAUACAAUUACAUGGACAUGGCAAGGUCCUGGAGCGUUGAAGAUUUUAUGGCUUACCUUAUGCCAAUUUCAUAAUUUUGUGGAAAUUGAGUUUCUUCCAGUAUAUACACCUUCAGAAGAAGAAAAGAAAAAUCCAGCAUUGUAUGCAAAUAAUGUGAGAAGCAUAAUGGCAAAGGCCUUGGGAGUUUCUGUAACAGAUUACACAUUUGAAGACUGCCAGCUGGCAUUGGCUGAAGGACAACUUCGUCUCCCUUCAAACACCUGCCUUUUAGAAUUUGCCAAGCUUGUGAGAAGCCUUGGGUUAAAACCAGAAAAACUUGAAAAAGAUCUGGAUAGAUACUCAGAAAGUGCCAAGAUGAAGAACGGAGAAAAAAUUAAUCUUUCAGAAUUUGCUGAAUACAUGGAAGUCCCAGUUUCUGAUACAUUGGGUGACAUGUUUGCUUUGUUUGAUGAGGAUGAAAGUGGUAAAAUUGACUUACGGGAAUAUGUAAUUGCUUUAUCUGUAGUAUGUAGACCAUCCAAGACUUUGGAAACAAUUCAGCUGGCUUUUAAGAUGUAUGAAUCCCAGGAAGAUGGAAGCAUAAAAGCAGAGGACUUGGCUUGUAUUCUGAAGACCGCCAUAGGUGUUUCAGAGCUUAAUGUAACUGAACUUUUUAGAGCUAUAGAUGAGGAAGAAAAAGAAAAGAUCACAUUUGCUGACUUCAGCAGGUUUGCAGAAGUGUACCCAGACUUUGCAGAAGAAUAUUUAUAUCCAGACCAAGCAAGUUUUGAAAGCUGUGUUCAGACGCCCUCUGCUCCAACUCCAAAUGGUUUCUGUACUGACUUCAGCCCUGACAAUAUUGAAGAUGAGAGGAAUCCCUUUCAGAAGAAAUUGAACUAA